AUGAGAGUAAUGGUGGGUAUUGACGAGAGUGAUGAGAGUUUCCAUGCUCUCCAAUGGACCCUUGAUAGCCUUUUUGACGGUAUCAGUACCAGAACUGCACCCCCUGAAGAAGCCAACCAGGAGGAGGCUGGUAAUUUGCUCACUCUACUUCAUGUUCAGCAGGCUUUCCACCACUUCGGCAUCCCUGUUGGACCAGGAGCCUCAGUAUUUUACGUGCCAUAUUCGAUCGAGGAAUCGGUGAGGAAAUCACAAAAGCAAAUUUCAGAAGCAUUGCUCUUUCGUGCAUCACAAAUGUGCAAAGAUAAAUCGAUUAACGUGAAGAGUUUGAUUCUGGAAGGGGAUCCAAAAGAAAAGAUAUGCCAAGUUAUUGAGCAAACGCAGGUUGAUCUUCUCGUCGUAGGCAGCCGCAACCUUGGAAAGAUUAAGAGAGCUUUGUUAGGUAGUGUAAGUGACUACUGUGCGCACAAUGCAAACUGCCCCGUUCUUAUCGUGAAGCCACCACCAGAAACCAGUAAGUAA
This is a messenger RNA of Theobroma umbraticum, 519 nucleotides long. The record is from RefSeq and is a predicted model, not a curated record. Lineage: Eukaryota; Viridiplantae; Streptophyta; Magnoliopsida; Malvales; Malvaceae.